AGCAGACUUACUGACAGAGUCACUGCUACUGCUGCACAAUGUUGCAUAGAAUUAUCUUCAUGAUAUGUGUUGUGUGUCUUGUACACCACUAUCAAUUUUUCAUUUCUGGAGGGGUGGUCACUGUCAAGCCAAUACUUGCAAAUGGAACAUAUUUAAACCCAGAGCUUGGUAAGUAUCACGCCAGGUUGAGAUCUCUCAGUCGGAGCUGCCGGGACAUCAAGGAGAAAUUCGGAGGUACAACAGAUGGCAUCUAUUACCUAACAACAGCAAAUGGUGUGAUGUACCAAGCAUUCUGUGAUAUGACCACAGCUGGAGGUGGCUGGACACUGGUAGCCAGUGUGCAUGAGAACAAUAUCAAUGGAAAAUGCACUUUAGGUGAUCGCUGGUCAAGCGAGCAGGGUUUUGAUCCCAAACGGCCUGAUGGUGAAGGAACCUGGGCGAACAGUGCCACGUUUGGCACUGCAGAGGGGGCUACCAGUGAUGACUACAAGAAUCCCGGGUACUACGACAUUACUGGGGAGGAUGUGUCAGUAUGGCACGUUCCUAAUGAUGCUCAGCUCCAAAACUGGGCAAGCACUGCAACCCUGCGCUACCACACUGAAACCAAGUUCCUCAAGCAAAAUGGUGGAAGCCUGUACCAUUUAUUUAAGAAAUAUCCAGUGAGGUUUGGAGCAGGAGAGUGUAAAAAUGAUAGCGGACCUUCUAUCCCAGUGGUAUAUGAUACAGGUGACAAGGAUUCAACAACAAAACUUUAUGGAAUAACUGUAAAAGAUCAGUUUGAGCCUGGCUUCGUCACCUUCAGAGUGUUUAAUAAGAAGAAGGCAGUGGUGGCUCUGUGCUCUGGAAUCAAACCAACUGGAUGCAAUACAGAACAUUACUGCAUUGGUGGAAUAGGACAACCUGAUCAGUGUGGAGACUUCGUUGGGCUUCCUGAAGACAGCUCAUCCAAGGAAAUAACAGAGGCAGCAGUUCUGAUCUUCUAUCGCUGAGAGCCUUUGUUGAAUUUUAUAGUACUUUUCAAAAUUCAUUUGGUCAGACUGACAGUGGUAGCAACUAAAUAAAAACUGAUUUAAACUAGCA
This is a messenger RNA of Ictalurus punctatus (channel catfish), 1080 nucleotides long. RefSeq names its product intelectin 3 (gene itln3). The record is from RefSeq and is marked provisional. Gene Ontology annotation, molecular function: oligosaccharide binding. Lineage: Eukaryota; Metazoa; Chordata; Actinopteri; Siluriformes; Ictaluridae.